Messenger RNA from Closterium sp. Naga37s-1, 984 nucleotides. Lineage: Eukaryota; Viridiplantae; Streptophyta; Zygnematophyceae; Desmidiales; Closteriaceae. The record is from the annotation of a GenBank genome assembly.
AUGUGGAGACAACACCAAGCUACACCAGACGCUCAAGCGCGCCAUGAGACUCUCGCUAUGGACGAGGAGGGUGCCAGCAAAGCAGGAACGAGUCAGUUCCGUGCUCGUACCCUUUCCGCUCUUCCCGCUGGUCGUCGUGCCCGCGGUCUGGCCCUGAUCCUGCCCCCCUGCCCCCCCCUGCUCUCCGCCAGCCCCCCCCUGCUCUCCGCCAGCACCCCCCUGCUCUCCUCCAGGGCCCCCCUGCUCUCCGCCGGAUCCCCCCUGCUCUCCGCCGGAUCCCCCCUGCUCUCCACCAGGGCCCCCCUGCUCUCCGCCAGAGCCCCCCUGCUCUCCACCAGGGCCCCCCUGCUCGCCGCCAGGGCCCCCCUGCUCGCCUCCAGGGCCCCCCUGCUCGCCUCCAGGGCCCCCCUGCUCGCCACCAGGCCCGCCCUGCGCUCCGCCAGGCCCGCCCUGCUGGUUACCAGGCUUCCCUCCCUUUCCCCCCUUGCCCCCUUUCCCUCCCUUUCCGCCCUUGCCUCCCUUCCCACCUUUCCCUCCCUUUCCGCCCUUUCCGCCCUUCCCUCCCUUUCCGCCCUUUCCGCCCUUCCCUCCCUUUCCGCCCUUUCCGCCCACGUCCCCGCCGGGACCGCCUACCCCAACGUCGCCGCCACUGCCGCCUUUCCGCCCUUUCCGGUAUCCCCCCUGCUGUCCGCCAGACCCCCCCUGCUCACCGCCGGAUCCCUCCUGAUCCCCGCCGGAUCCCCCUUGCUCUCCACCAGCUCCCCCUUGCUCUCCGCCAGGUCCCCCCUGCUGGUUACCAGGGUACCCUACCUUUCCCCCCUUGCCCCCUUUCCCUCCCUUUCCGCCCUUUCCUCCCUUUCCGCCCUUCCCACCUUUCCCUCCCUUUCCGCCCUUCCCUCCCUUUCCGCCAGCGCCGAUCGGUGGCGGGCCGUCCUCACCUCCCCCAACGUCGCCGCCACUGCCGGUAUCUCCGCCGCUGGCUGA